CGAGAGCAGUGAUCUCACCAAGCCCCUGCCCAGAAAAGCCGCAGAAAAAGGGGAGGGAGAAAGAGCCAGAGGCUGCCGCUGCAGUUUGGAGGAAACGCAGGGGAGGAGGACGCUGCCACCCACAGCCUCCAGAGCUCAUUGCAGCUGGGACAGCCCGGAGUGGGGUUAGUCAGCAGCUCGGCAAGCGCUGCCCAGGCCCUGGGGUGGUGGCAGCCAGCGGGAGCAGGAAAGGAAGCAUGUUCCCAGGCUGUCCACGAGUCUGGGUCCUGGUGGUCUUGGGCACCAGCUGGGUAGGCUGGGGAAGCCAAGGGACAGAAGCAGCACACCUAAGGCAGUUCUACGUGGCUGCUCAGGGCAUCAGUUGGAGCUACCGACCUGAGCCCACAAAUGCAAGUUUGAAUCAUUCUGCAACUUCCUUCAAGAAAAUUGUCUACAGAGAGUAUGAACCAUAUUUUAAGAAAGAAAAACCACGAUCUAGCAUUUCAGGACUUCUUGGGCCUACUUUAUAUGCUGAAGUCGGAGACAUCAUAAAAGUUCACUUUAAGAAUAAGGCAGAUAAGCCCUUAAGCAUCCACCCUCAAGGAAUUAAGUACAGUAAAUUAUCAGAAGGUGCUUCUUACCUUGACCACACAUUCCCUGUGGAGAAGAUGGAUGAUGCUGUGGCUCCAGGCCAAGAAUACACCUAUGAAUGGAGUAUCAGCGAGGACAGUGGGCCCACUCAAGAUGACCCUCCCUGCCUCACACACAUCUAUUACUCCCAUGAAAAUCUGAUCGAGGAUUUCAACUCUGGGCUGGUUGGACCUCUGCUCAUCUGUAAAGAAGGGACCCUAACUGAAGAUGGGACACAGAAGAUGUUUGACAAGCAACUUGUGCUACUGUUUGCUGUGUUUGAUGAAAGCAAGAGCUGGAGCCAGUCAUCAUCCCUAAUGUACACAGUCAAUGGAUAUGCGAAUGGAACAAUGCCAGAUAUAACGGUUUGUGCCUAUGAACACAUCAGCUGGCAUCUUCUUGGAAUGAGCUCAGGGCCAGAAUUGUUCUCCAUUCAUUUCAACGGCCAGGUUCUGGAGCAGAACCAUCAUAAGGUCUCAGCCAUCACCCUUGUCAGUGCUACAUCCACUACCGCAAAUAUGACUGUGAGCCCAGAGGGAAAGUGGAUCAUAUCUUCUCUCACCCCAAAACAUUUGCAAGCUGGGAUGCAGGCUUACAUUGACAUUAAAAACUGCCCAAAGAAAACCAGGAGACUUAAAAAAAUAACUCGUGAGCAGAGGCGGCACAUUAAGAGGUGGGAAUACUUCAUUGCUGCAGAGGAAAUCAUUUGGGACUACGCGCCUGUAAUACCAGCAAACAUGGACAAAAAAUACAGGUCUCUGCAUUUGGAUAAUUUCUCAAACCGAAUUGGAAAACAUUAUAAGAAAGUUAUUUACACACAGUAUGAAGAUGAGUCCUUCACCAAACAUAUAGAGAAUCCCCAUAUGAAAGAAGAUGGGAUUUUGGGUCCUAUUAUCAGAGCCCAGGUCAGAGACACACUCAAAAUCGUGUUCAGAAAUAUGGCCAGCCGCCCCUAUAGCAUUUAUCCUCAUGGAGUGACCUUCUCGCCUUAUGAAGAUGAAGUCAACUCUUCCUUCACCUCAGGCAGUAACACCAUGAUCAGAGCAGUUCAACCAGGGGAAACCUAUACUUAUAAGUGGAACAUCUUAGAGUUAGAUGAACCCACGGAAAAUGAUGCCCAGUGCUUAACAAGACCAUACUAUAGUAAUGUGGACAUGAUGAGAGACAUUGCCUCUGGGCUAAUAGGACUACUUCUAAUCUGUAAGACCAGAUCCCUGGACAAGCGAGGAAUACAGAGGGCAGCAGACAUCGAACAGAGGGCUGUGUUUGCUGUAUUUGAUGAGAACAAAAGCUGGUACCUUGAGGACAACAUCAACAAGUUUUGUGAAAAUCCUGAUGAGGUGAAACGUGAUGACCCCAACUUUUACGAAUCAAAUGUCAUGAGCACUAUCAAUGGCUAUGUGCCGGAGAGCAUACCUACUCUUGGAUUCUGCUUUGAUGACACUGUCCAGUGGCACUUCUGUAGUGUGGGGACCCAGAAUGACAUUUUGACCAUCCACUUCACUGGGCACUCGUUCAUCUAUGGAAAGAGGCACGAGGACACCUUGACCCUCUUCCCCAUGCGCGGAGAAUCUGUGACGGUCACAAUGGAUAAUGUUGGAACUUGGAUAUUAACUACCAUGAAUUCCAGUCCAAGAAGCAAAAAGCUGAGGCUGAAAUUUAGGGAUGUUAAAUGUAUUCGAGAUGAUUAUGAAGACUCAUAUGAGAUUUAUGAACCUCAAGAAUCUUCGGUCAUAGCUACACGGAAAAUGCACGAUCCUUCAGAAAAUGAAGAUGAAGAGAGUGAUGCUGACUAUGAUUACCAGAAUAGACUGGCUUCAGCAUUAGGAAUUAGAUCACUGAGAAAUUCAUCACUGAAUCAGAAAGAAGAAGAGUUCAAUCUUACUGCCCUAGCUCUGGAGAAUAACAGUGAAUUUAUUUCUCCAAACACAGAUGUAACUGUUGGUUCAAAUUAUUCUUCCCCAAUGAAGAUUAGUAAGCUCACUGUCAAUAACCUUGCAGAACCUCAGAAAACCCCUUCUCACCAACAAGCCACUAUAGCUGGUUCCCCACAGAGACACCUCAUUGGCAAGAACUCAGUUUUCCAUUCUUCCACAGCAGAGCAUUCCAGCCCUUAUUCUGAAAACCCUAUAGAGGAUCCUCUAGAGUCAGAUGUCACAGGGAUACAUCUACUUUCACUUGGUGCAGGAGAAUUCAGAAGUCAAGAACAUCCUAAACAUAAGGAACCCAAGGUAAAAAGAGACCAAGCAGCAAAGCACAGGUUCUCCUGGAUGAAAUCACCAGCAGAUAAAAUUGGGAGGCAUCUAAGCCAAUACAAUGGUUCUUCCAGAAUGAGGCCCCGGAAGGACCUUCCUAGUGAUCUGUUACUCUUAAAACAAAAGAACCCAUCUAAGAUUCUGGUUGGGAAAUGGCAUUUGGCUUCUGAGAAAGGUAGUUAUGAAGUAAUCCAAGAUACUGAUGAAGACACAGCUGUUAACAAUCAGCUGAUCAGCCCUCAGAAUGCCUCACAUGCCAGGGGAGAAAGCACCCCUCUUACCAACAAGCCUGGAAAGCCGAGUGGCCAGCCAGAGUUUUCUAGAGUUAGACAUAAAAUUCUACAAAUAAGACAGGAUGGAGGAAACAGUGGACUGAAGAAAAGCCAGUUUCUCAUUAAGACACGAAAAAAGAGAAAAGAGAAGCAUACACACCAUGCUCCUUUAUCUCCAAGGGCCUUUCACUCUCUAAGAAGUGAAGCCUACAACCCAUUUUCAGAAAGAAGAUUUAAUCAUUCCUUGUUGCUCCAUAAAUCCAAUAAAACAUCUUUUCCCAUAGACCUCAAUCAGACAUUGCCCUCUGUGGAUUUUGGCUGGAUACUCUCACUUCCUGACCAUAAUCAGAAUUCCUCAAAUGACACUGAUCAGACAAGUUCUCCUCCAGAUCUUUAUCAGUCAGUGCCCCCAGAGGAACACUAUGAAACAUUCCUUAUUCAAGACCUUGAUCAAAUGAACUCUACUUCAGACCCCAGUCACAGAUCCUCUUCUCCAGAGCUCAGUGAGAUAUUUGACUAUGACCAAAAUCACAAGUCCUUCCCCACUGAUAUCAGUCAAAUGUCCCCUUCCUCAGAACAUGAAGUCUGGCAGACAAUCACCUCUCCAGACCUCAGCCAGGUGACCCUCUCUCCAGAACUCAGUCAGACAAAUCUUUCCCCAGAACUGGGUCAGAUCCCUCUUUCUCCAGACAUCAGUCAGACGACUCUCUCACCAGAACUCAACCAGACAAACCUCUCUCCAGACCUCAGCCAGGUGACCCUCUCUCCAGAACUCAGUCAGACAAACCUUUCCCCAGAACUGGGUCAGAUCCCUCUUUCUCCAGACAUCAGUCAGACGACUCUCUCUCCAGAACUCAGCCAGACAAACCUCUCUCCAGACCUCAGCCAGGUGACCCUCUCUCCAGAACUCAGUCAUACAAACCUUUCCCCAGAAUUGGGUCAGAUCCCUCUUUCUCCAGACAUCAGUCAGACGACUCUCUCUCCAGAACUCAGCCAGACAAACCUCUCUCCAGACCUCAGCCAGGUGACCCUCUCUCCAGAACUCAGUCAGACAAACCUUUCCCCAGAACUGGGUCAGAUCCCUCUUUCUCCAGACAUCAGUCAGACGACUCUCUCUCCAGAACUCAGCCAGACAAACCUCUCUCCAGACCUCAGCCAGGUGACCCUCUCUCCAGAACUCAGUCAGACAAACCUUUCCCCAGAAUUGGGUCAGAUCCCUCUUUCUCCAGACAUCAGUCAGAUGACUCUCUCUCCAGAACUCAGCCAGACAAACCUCUCUCCAGACCUCAGCCAGGUGACCCUCUCUCCAGAACUCAGUCAGACAAACCUUUCCCCAGAAUUGGGUCAGAUCCCUCUUUCUCCAGACAUCAGUCAGACGACUCUCUCUCCAGAACUCAGCCAGACAAACCUCUCUCCAGACCUCAGCCAGGUGACCCUCUCUCCAGAACUCAGUCAAACAAACCUUUCCCCAGAAUUGGGUCAGAUCCCUCUUUCUCCAGGCAUCAGUCAGACGACCCUCUCUCCAGAACUCAGUCAAACAAACCUUUCCCCAGAAUUGGGUCAGAUCCCUCUUUCUCCAGGCAUCAGUCAGACGACCCUCUCUCCAGAACUCAGUCAGACAAACCUUUCCCCAGAAUUGGGUCAGAUCCCUCUUUCUCCAGGCAUCAGUCAGACGACUGUCUCUCCAGAACUCAGCCAAACAAACCUUUCCCCAGAACUGGGUCAGAUCCCUCUUUCUCCAGACAUCAGUCAGAUGACUAUCUCUCCAGAACUCAGCCAGACAAAUCUCUCUCCAGAACUCAGCCACACGACUGUCUCUCCAGAACUCAGUGAGACAAACCGCUCUCUAGACCUCAGCCACAUGAAUCUCUCUUCAGACCUCUCUCCAGAACUCAGUGAGAUGCCCCUCUUUGUAGAUCUCAGUCAAAUUCCCCUUUCCCCAGACCUCGACCAGAUGAUGCUUUCUCCAGACCUUGGUGAGACAGACCUUUCCCUAGACUUUGGUGAGGUAUCCCUUUCCCCAGACCUCACCCAGGUGACUCUCUCUCCAGACCUCAGUGAGACCAUCCUUCUCCCUGAUCUCAGGCAGAUAUCACCUCCUCCAGACCUCAGUCAGAUAUUCUACCCUUCUGAAUCUAGUCAGUCAUUGCUUAUUCCAGAAUUUAAUGAGACUUUUCCUUAUUCAGACCUUGGUCGCACGCCAUCUCCUUCAUCUCCUACUCUCAAUGAUACAUUUCUAUUGAAGGAAUUUAAUCCACUGGUUAUAGUUGGCCUCAGCAAAGAUGGUACAGAUUACAUUGAGAUUAUUCCAAGGGAAGAGGUCCAGAGCAGUGAAGAUGACUAUACUGAAACGGAUUAUGUGUCCUAUGAUGACCCCUACAAAACUGAUGUUAGGACAAACAUCAACGCCUCCAGAAAUCCUGACAACAUUGCAGCCUGGUACCUCCGCAGCAACAAUGGAAACAGAAGAAAUUAUUACAUUGCUGCUGAAGAAAUAUCCUGGGAUUAUUCAGAAUUUGUACAACGUGAAAGAGAUAUUGAAGACAUUGACAAUACUCCAGAAAACACCAUAUAUAAGAAAGUGGUUUUUCGAAAGUACCUUGACAGCAGUUUUACCAAACGUGAUCCUCAAGGGGAGUAUGAAGAGCAUCUUGGAAUUCUUGGUCCUAUUAUCAGAGCUGAAGUGGAUGAUGUUAUCCAAGUUCGUUUUAAAAAUUUAGCAUCCAGACCAUAUUCUCUACAUGCCCAUGGACUUUCCUAUGAAAAAUCAUCAGAGGGAAAGACUUAUGAAGAUGACUCUCCUGCAUGGUUUCAGGACGAUAAUGCUGUUCAGCCAAACAGCAGUUAUACCUAUGUAUGGCAUGCCACUGAGCGAUCGGGGCCAGAAAGUCCUGGCUCUGCCUGUCGGGCUUGGACUUACUACUCAGCUGUGAACCCAGAAAAAGAUAUUCACUCGGGCUUGAUAGGUCCCCUCCUAAUCUGCCAGAAAGGAAUACUUCAUAAGGAGAGCAACAUGCCUGUGGACAUGAGAGAAUUUGUCUUACUAUUUAUGAUCUUUGAUGAAAAGAAGAGCUGGUACUAUGAAAAGAAGUCCAGAAUGUCUUGGAGACUCACAGCCACAGAAGUGAAAAACUCCCAUGAGUUUCCUGCCAUUAAUGGGAGGAUCUACAGCUUGCCUGGUCUGAGAAUGUAUGAGCAAGAAUGGGUGAGGUUACACCUGCUGAACAUAGGCGGCUCUCAAGACAUUCACGUGGUUCACUUUCAUGGCCAGACCUUGCUGGAAAAUGGCAAUAAACAGCACCAGUUAGGGGUCUGGCCCCUUCUGCCCGGUUCAUUUAAAACUCUUGAAAUGAAGGCAUCAAAACCUGGCUGGUGGCUCCUAAACACAGAGGUUGGAGAAAACCAGAGAGCAGGGAUGCAAACACCAUUUCUUAUCAUGGACAGAGAAUGUAAGAUGCCAAUGGGACUAAGCACUGGUAUCAUAUCUGAUUCACAGAUCAAGGCUUCAGAGUUCCUGGGUUACUGGGAGCCCAGAUUAGCAAGAUUAAACAAUGGUGGAUCUUAUAACGCUUGGAGUACAGAAAAACUUGCAGCAGAAUUUGCCUCUAAACCUUGGAUCCAGGUGGACAUGCAAAAGGAAGUCUUAAUCACAGGGAUCCAGACCCAAGGUGCCAAACACUACCUGAAGUCCUGCUAUACCACAGAGUUCUAUGUAGCUUACAGUUCCAACCAGAUCAACUGGCAGAUCUUCAAAGGGAACAGCACAAGGAAUGUGAUGUAUUUCAAUGGCAAUUCAGAUGCUUCUACAAUAAAAGAGAAUCAGUUUGACCCACCUAUUGUGGCUAGAUAUAUUAGGAUCUCUCCAACUCGAGCCUAUAACAGACCUACCCUUCGACUGGAGCUGCAAGGUUGUGAGGUAAACGGAUGUUCUACACCACUGGGUAUGGAAAGUGGAAAGAUAGAAAACAAGCAAAUCACGGCUUCUUCAUUUAAAAAAUCUUGGUGGGGAGAUUACUGGGAACCCUUCCGUGCCCGUCUUAAUGCUCAGGGACGUGUGAAUGCCUGGCAAGCGAAGGCAAACAACAACAAACAGUGGUUACAAAUUGAUCUACUCAAAAUCAAGAAGAUAACUGCGAUUAUAACACAGGGAUGCAAGUCACUGUCCUCUGAAAUGUAUGUAAAGAGCUAUAGCAUCCACUACAGUGACCAGGGAGUGGAAUGGAAACCUUACAGACUGAAAUCCUCCAUGGUCGACAAGAUUUUUGAAGGAAAUACUAAUACCAAAGGACAUGUGAAGAACUUUUUCAACCCCCCAAUCAUUUCCAGGUUUAUCCGUGUCAUUCCUAAAACAUGGAAUCAAAGUAUUGCACUUCGCCUGGAACUCUUUGGCUGUGAUAUUUACUAGACUUGAAUGUUCAAAAACCCAGGAAGAGACUCUUUAAGACUUCAAACCAUUUAGAAUGGGCAAUGUAUUCUACACUGUUUUAAAUGUUAACAAUUUUCCAUUAUUUUUCUUUUUUUUCUAUUAGUGAAUAAAAUUUUAUACAAGAAGC
Saimiri boliviensis boliviensis (Bolivian squirrel monkey) is the source of this 7689-nucleotide messenger RNA. RefSeq names its product coagulation factor V (gene F5). The record is from RefSeq and is a predicted model, not a curated record. Gene Ontology annotation, biological process: blood coagulation. Gene Ontology annotation, cellular component: plasma membrane. Gene Ontology annotation, molecular function: copper ion binding; signaling receptor activity. NCBI's taxonomy places the organism in Eukaryota, Metazoa, Chordata, Mammalia, Primates, Cebidae.